AUGGCAUCCCUGCUGCAAGGUUGGCUGACCACCGAUCAGGACCUGCUACUGAUGCAGGAAGGCAUGCUGAUGCGCAAGGUGAGGUCCAAAAACUGGAAGAAGCUAAGAUACUUCAGACUUCAGAACGACGGCAUGACAGUCUGGCAUGCGCGACAGGCCGGGGGCAGUGCCAAGCCCAGCUUUUCAAUCUCUGAUGUGGAGACAGUGCGAAAGGGCCAUGAUUCUGAGUUGCUGCGCAGCCUGGCAGAGGAGUUCCCCCUGGAGCAGGGCUUCACCAUUGUCUUCCAUGGCCGCCGCUCCAACCUGGACCUGGUAGCCAACAGUGUUGAGGAGGCCCAGAUCUGGAAGCGAGGGCUCCAGCUGUUGGUGGACCUUGUCAUCAGCAUGGACCAACAGGAGCGGCUGGACCAACCUGGAUGGCUGAAUGACUGGUUCCAACGUGGAGACAAAAACCAGGAUGGUCGGAUGAGUUUCCAAGAAGUUCAGCGGUUACUACACCUGAUGAAUGUGGAAAUGGAUCAAGAACAUGCCUUUAGUCUUUUUCAGGCAGCAGACAUAUCCCAGUCUGGGACUCUGGAAGGAGAUGAAUUCGUACAGUUCUAUAAGGCAUUGACUAAGCGUACUGAGGUGCAAGAACUAUUUGAAAGCUUUUCAGCUGAUGGGCAGAAGCUAACCCUGCUGGAAUUUGUGGAUUUCCUCCGAGAGGAGCAGAAAGAAAGAGACCGUGCUUCUGACCUUGCUCUGGAACUCAUUGACCGCCAUGAGCCUUCAGACAGCGGCAAACUGCGGCAUGUGCUGAGCUUGGAUGGCUUUCUUAGCUACCUCUGCUCAAAAGAUGGAGACAUCUGCAACCCGGCCUGCCUCCCCAUCUACCAGGAUAUGACUCAACCCCUGAGCCACUACUUCAUCAACUCCUCUCACAACACUUACCUAAUGGGAGACCAGCUUCGUGGCCAGAGCAGCCUUGAGGGAUAUAUACGGGCCCUGAAGCGGGGUUGCCGCUGUGUGGAGGUGGAUAUAUGGGAUGGACCUAGUGGUGAACCCAUCGUUUACCAUGGACAUACCCUGACCUCCCGCAUCCUGUUCAAAGAUGUCGUGGCCACAGUAGCACAAUAUGCCUUCCAGACAUCAGACUACCCAGUCAUCUUGUCUCUGGAGAACCACUGCAGCUGGGAGCAGCAGCAGACCAUGGCACGCCAUCUGACUGAGAUCCUGGGGGAGCAGCUGCUGAGCACCACCUUGGAUGGGCUGCUGCCCAAUCAGCUGCCUUCACCUGAGGAGCUACGGAGGAAGAUCCUGGUGAAGGGGAAAAGGUCAAGCACGUUUGAGGAGGAUCUUGAGGAAGAGCAGGAGACAGAAUCUGAGCUGGAGAGACAGCAGGAGUCAGAGCUGGAGCUUGAGUCCCAGUCUGAGAUUGAGCCUUUGCCUGAGCCUGAGCCCCAGGAACUCAGCCCUUCAAGUAAGGACAAAAAGAAGACACCCACGUCCAUCUUGUGUCCAGACCUCUCUGCCCUGGUUGUCUACUUGAAGUCUGUUUCAUUCCGCAGCUUCACUCAUUCAAAGAAGCACCACUACUUCUAUGAGAUAUCAUCCUUCUCUGAAACCAAGGCCAAGAGCCUUGUCAAGGAGGCUGGCAAUGAGUUUGUGCAGCACAAUGUCAGGCAGUUAAGCCGCGUGUAUCCCAGUGGCCUGAGGACAGACUCAUCCAACUACAACCCCCAGGAACUCUGGAAUGCUGGCUGCCAGAUGGUGGCUAUGAAUAUGCAGACUGCGGGGCCUGAAAUGGACAUCUGUGAUGGGCUCUUCCGCCAAAACGGUGGCUGUGGCUAUGUGCUGAAGCCAGACUUCCUGCGUGAUGCCCAGAGUUCCUUCCACCCUGAGAGGCCCAUCAGCCCUUUCAAGGCCCAGACCCUCUUAAUCCAGGUAAUCAGUGGUCAGCAACUCCCCAAAGUGGACCAGACCAAAGAGGGGUCCAUCGUGGAUCCACUGGUGAAAGUGCAGAUCUUUGGGGUCCGUCCAGACACAACCCGGCAAGAGACCAACUAUGUGGAGAACAACGGUUUUAAUCCAUACUGGGGGCAGACACUGUGCUUCCGGGUCUUGGUGCCUGAACUCGCCAUGCUGCGUUUUGUGGUAGAGGAUUAUGACUGGAAAUCCCGAAAUGACUUUAUUGGUCAGUACACCCUGCCUUGGACCUGCAUGCAACAAGGUUACCGCCACAUACACCUGCUCUCCAAGGAUGGCAUCAGCCUCCACCCAGCUUCCAUCUUCGUGUACAUCUGUAUCCGGGAAGACCUGGAGGAGAGUGAAUCCUGAGGUGGGCACUUCAAGGGAAAGAUGGGUGUGCUGGCUUUUGCUGGUGAGAAAAACCUAUAAGGAUGCUCCAGAGAGAGCAAACGGAGGUGAUGAAAAACAAGUUUUGGAUUGUGCAUCCCUAGGCACAAAAUUACCUGUUCCUCCCUAACAAGCAAAUCUAGGACCUAAUUUUUCACCUUCUCUUCUCUUCCCUUUUUUUCACAAGCCUUUAGUACCU
Galeopterus variegatus (Sunda flying lemur) is the source of this 2533-nucleotide messenger RNA. RefSeq names its product phospholipase C, delta 4 (gene PLCD4). Gene Ontology annotation, biological process: lipid metabolic process; intracellular signal transduction. NCBI's taxonomy places the organism in Eukaryota, Metazoa, Chordata, Mammalia, Dermoptera, Cynocephalidae. The record is from RefSeq and is a predicted model, not a curated record. Bases 1 to 2316 code for a protein of 771 amino acids. Gene Ontology annotation, molecular function: phosphatidylinositol-4,5-bisphosphate phospholipase C activity; calcium ion binding. The transcript is spliced from 15 exons.